CCUUGAUGCGACGGAAAGACAAAGCUGCUCGAGUCCCGGUAAACGUGAGUAGAAAAAGCAUAAUAUGAAACAGGUUGGACAUGGCAACGGCAGGACACGGGUCUCACACUGGAGUAGAGCAGAACUGCUAUGACGGGUCUCCCACCGGGGUUUCUCAAAUUGCCUAUGACAGCAAAUUAAGCGAUGCUGAAGACCAGACAGCAGCACAAAAAGUCAACUUAAAAAACGCCGGUGAGAAACCCUUCAUGUGUGAGGAUUGCGGGUACCGGACAUUUCAAAAGUCUAGGUUUUCCGUACAUAUGAGAAUCCAUACUGGAGAAAAACCCUACAAGUGUGACCAGUGUGACUAUUCUGCCACUCAGAAACCCAAUAUGGACAAGCAUAUAGCGGCAAAGCACACGGGUGAAAAACCCUUCAAGUGUGACCAGUGCGAUUAUUCUGCAGUACAGAAAUCCCACCUUGACUACCAUAUAGCAACACACAGUGGCAAUAAACCCUUCAUGUGUGGGGAGUGCGGGUACAGGACAGUUCAAAAGUCUGACUUAUCUCGACAUAUGAGAACCCACACUGGAGAAAAACCUUACAAGUGUGACCUGUGUGACUAUUCGGCAGCACUGAAAUCCAACCUAGCUCAGCAUCUAGCAAAGCACCAAGGUCUAAAACCCUACAUGUGCGGGGAGUGUGACUAUUCUGCAAGAUAUAAAUCAGCUUUGGUCAUACAUAUAAGAAAGCACACCAAUGAAAAACCCUAUAUGUGCGGGGAGUGUGGGUACAGGACAACUCAACAGUGUAGCUUAUCUAUGCAUAUGAGAACCCAUACAGGAGAAAAACCCUACAAGUGUGACCAGUGUAACUAUUCUGCUGUAAACAAAUCCACUUUGGACCAGCAUAUGGCAAAGCACACUGGUGAGAAACCCUACAUGUGUGGGGGGUGCGGGUUUAGGACAGCUCGGAAGUCAACCUUGUCCAGACACAUGAGAACCCAUACCCGAGAAUAACCAAAAAAGGAUACUCCGCUUGGC
This is a messenger RNA of Branchiostoma floridae (Florida lancelet), 1022 nucleotides long. Its product is annotated as zinc finger protein 239-like. The record is from RefSeq and is a predicted model, not a curated record. Gene Ontology annotation, cellular component: nucleus. Lineage: Eukaryota; Metazoa; Chordata; Leptocardii; Amphioxiformes; Branchiostomatidae. Bases 81 to 998 code for a protein of 305 amino acids. Gene Ontology annotation, molecular function: RNA polymerase II transcription regulatory region sequence-specific DNA binding; DNA-binding transcription factor activity, RNA polymerase II-specific. The transcript is spliced from 2 exons. Gene Ontology annotation, biological process: regulation of transcription by RNA polymerase II.